Molecule: messenger RNA, 5305 nt
Organism: Peromyscus leucopus (white-footed mouse)
Lineage: Eukaryota; Metazoa; Chordata; Mammalia; Rodentia; Cricetidae
Gene: Cfap43
Product: cilia and flagella associated protein 43
Exons: 38
Coding region: 104-5107 (1667 amino acids)
Biological process (GO): cilium assembly; sperm axoneme assembly
Cellular component (GO): axoneme
Molecular function (GO): protein binding
Source: RefSeq, a predicted model, not a curated record
GGAUACGGGUGUAAACAGUGGCGUCUCCGCGGGCGCUGAGCCCGACCCGGCAGGAGCACGGAGUAACGGCUGCAGCCCGGAGUGUGCUGAGAACUGAGUGGGCAUGGCUCAAAGCCGGGAGCGCGAAGAUGCCUCCACGUACUUCGCAGGCGCCUCCCUGUCGGUGAGAUGGGUGCAAGGAUUCCCUAGUCAGAAUGUUCAUUUUGUCAAUGACCACACCAUCUGCUACCCUUCUGGGAACUUCGUAAUAUUCAUUAACCUUGACACCAAGAAGAAGACUGUACUCCAGUGCAUUAAUGGAAUUGUGGGCGUUGUGGCAACCAACGUUCCUGGUGAGGUUGUGGCUUUCUCUGACCGCAGACUGAAACCCGUCAUCUACAUAUACAGCUUUCCUGCACUGACCAGAAAGAGCAAAUUAAAAGGCAACAUCCUCCUGGACUACGCUUUACUUUGCUUCAGCUACUGUGGCACCUACCUGGCCAGCUACUCGUCUCUCCCGGAGUUUGAGCUGGCUCUCUGGAACUGGGAAUCCAAUGUCAUCUUAUGCAGGAAAUCACAGCCUGGAAUGGACGUGAGCCAAAUGUCCUUCAACCCCAUGAACUGGCACCAGAUGUGCUUAUCAAGUGCAAGUGCAGUGAGCUUGUGGACCAUUGAAAGAAGCAACCAGGACCAUCAUUUCAGGAUGAGGCUGGUAAAGCUACCUCUGGAAGAUGGGUCACUCGUAAACGAAACAGAUAUGCUUUUCCCCACCUCGCUGCGGAAAGAUCUCAUUUAUGGGCCUAUACUGCCACUGUCAGCCAUUGCCGGGCUGGUGGGUGAGGAGGCAGAGACGUUCAGGCCGAAAGAUGAUAUAUAUCCUUUGCUUCACCCAACUAUGCAUUGCUGGACUCCAUCAAGCGACCUGUAUGUUGGGUGUGAAGAGGGUCAUCUUCUGAUGAUUAAUGCAGAGACCUUGAAGGUGACUGUGCUCCAGAAGGCGGAAGAGAUAACACUUCUGGAUGAAGGCCAGCUUAUCAGUCCGUUCACACUGGUGUAUCAGAAGGAUGGCAUGCUCGCUUCUGGAAUUGAUGGCUUGAUAUACUCGUUCACCGUCAAAGAUUCAAAGUACCAAGUGAAGAAUUUUCUUGAGGUUGAUGGACCAGUGGCACAUUUGAUCUUUUCCCCUAGUUAUAAAAUGUUGCUGAUUCAAACGGACAAGGGGACUGUUUAUAUUUACACAUUUGGGGAGGAGCCAGCUCUAGAUAAAGUCCUAGAAGCCUGUGAUGGGAAAGUUCUGGCAAUGGACUUUGUCACACCUGGAACCAAACAUUUCAUGACACUCACAAAUUCAGGGGAAGUCAAUCUUUUGUGGAUAGAGGAUGGCACUUGCAUAAGCAAGAUUCUUCUGGGAACUCAAGCAACAGCUCUAGCAUGCUCCCCUUCCUCCUGGUCAGCUGUCGUGGGGACAAUGGAUGGCUAUCUAUACUUCCUGGACACCCAGAACGUGGAGUUCCCUCGGGUGAUUCACAGGACCUUCCUCUCCGAGUCACCAGUGAAGAUCUUGACUUACGACCAGCGAGGAAUUUUUCUGUUAGUUGGUACAGUGGACGGAAACAUCUUUGUCAUCGAUGCCAAACCCUCAAACUCAUUUCAGAUUUUUGGAUACACUGAGACGAGCAAAGACAUUCUGCAGAUAUCCACGGUGUCUCUCCCGGUGUCAGACGUGGUGGACGUGCUGGUGCUGUCCUUGCGUCGGGAAGUAGGAAGAAGCAGGCUGGAACUCUUCAGCCUGCCUAUCAUGUUAUCACAAGCUCCUCCUAUCUUUUCGGACGAAAGAGGAAGACUGAAGGAUGACUUCGUUCACAAGUUCCUGUAUGAGGUGGAGCACUUCCUGUCCUCGGCUGUGCUGGGCUUUGAAAGCGACAAGAUCUACGGCUUCUGCAGCCAGGUGCCAUACAUCUGUAGCUAUCUGCUUCCCGAAAAGGACCACACUGGCGUUUGUAUACUUAAGCCACACCAGAAAGUCCAAAGCAAACAGUAUGGCUCUGGAAUGAUCUGUAUGUCUUCACAUGGAUUAUGGCUCCUGACCGUAGCUAAAUGUGGAUUUGUCUUUAUCCGAGAUAUUUUCAGUCUGGAAGUAUUUGCUCGGUGUCGAAGUCAUUCUCAUCAGGGGCAUGGUAUUCAGUGCAUCAGAAUGUCAAUGGAUGGACAACACAUCCUGGUGAAUGGGAGAGAUGACGGCACCCUUGUCUACCUCAAAUGGAAGCGGCUUGGACCAAACUUAGCAAGUGAUAUCUUGGAAUACUACCAGCAACUAACAGCCACUUUGAACAACACAAUGGAAAGAGAGAAUGAAUAUUUAGCUGCAUCAGGAGGACUUUCCAAACAUGUGGAGCAAGAAGAGGAGGAGCCAGCUGAAUCCAGUAAAAAGUUGAGCUUGGAUUCAUCACAAGAGGAAUUAGGCAUCAAUCCUAAGAAGGAAAUUUCCUGGAUCCAACAAAAAAGGGAAGAGGCCAUCAAAAACGAGGUCAAAAUGUUUUCACAGAAGAGAAAAGAGAUCAAAAGAGGGAUCAAGGAGCUUUCUAGAACUAUUAUGAGUAUGAUGGAAGAAAAUGAAAAGGUGGAACCGAUCGCAAAAUUAGAGCAGCAGGAAUUCUGCCUGGACCUCGAGGAGCUAGAAAGACUUCACGAUGAAAGCGAGGAAGAGGUAGCAAAGAUAAGAAAAGAAGUGGAGAUGCAUAACUUAGCCAAGAGCUACUUAACUGAGCUCAUCAGGGAAGAGUGCUGGAAUUCCAUGGCUGUGAAGGGCCGAGCCCUAAAGUGCUUUCAUAUCCCCUAUGUGGUUGAGAACUUCCCCAUGAAGGAGCGCACAGAAGAAGAGCUGCAGCAGUUGAAGAGAGUUGUGCAGCAAAAGAAGACUGAGGCGGAGUGUCUUAAGCUACGGAAGGAAAUCGUAGAGGUCCAGUCAGCCACUUUGAUUAAAAAGCAUCAUGAAGAGGAUGAUGAAGAAGAAGAGGAUGAAGAAAAGACAGUAAAAGACACCAGUCUGCCCAAUUACCUACUUGGUAGUUUGAGCCCUGAUUUUGGGGCAGAUACCUCUUUGUUGACGAACCAAUUGGAACUUCAUUCCAGAGAGGAGAAAAUCAAUCAAAUUAUAUUACUAAAAGAUAUCAUUUACAAGGUAAAAAAGGCUUUCAAUAGUGAAUUCGAUGCUGCCUAUAAACAAAAAGAGUUUGAAAUUGCACGCGUAAGAGAAAAGAAUGUCAGAAUUGAAGAAAUUAUUUCAGACCUGGAACUGGAAGAAAAAGUCUGGCAACCAGUGUUUGAAGACUGUGAGCAGCCAGAAAGAGCUCUUGUUGUGGAAGAUGAUGAGAUUUCAUUUCAAAAACACAUUCCUCCAUGGCAAUCAGCCAAAACAGAGAUGACCAUGCCCUUUGGAAUGGAGCAAUUGCAACAAGCACGGGCCUCCGAUGCAAGGCAAAGAGGCCUCAUGGACAUGAUGGGAGGUGUUCUGGAAGUCAAGAAGGAGGAUAUCUUGAGAAUGGUGAUCCCUCAACCGGCUUUCAUGGCAAAAGCUGAUGCUCUGUGGAGUGAAGAAGAAAGGAAGCAAUUCAAAGACUAUGAGAAAAAAGUCAAGGAGCUAAAUGAAGAGAGAGAUAAGUACAGAAAGUCUUUAGAAGCAGAAAUGAAGAAACUUCAAAAUUCUAUCCAAGAAAGCACACAGAACUUUGAUGAACACUUGAAGAGACUCUUUGAAAGGAGAGUGAAGGCAGAGAUGGUUGUUAACCAGGAGGAAAUGAAAAUAAACAACCUCGUGUAUUCUUUGCUGCUGGAUGAAGAACUGAGCUCCAGGGAACAGUUCCUGAACAACUACCUUCUGAAGAAGCAGGAGGAGAAAAACAAGACUUCAGAAGCCAUCCAGAAAGCUAGAGAAGACCUGGAUGUGUUCAAGGAGCAACACGACAUUCUGGUGGCGGAAGACAAAGUUCUGGAGCGCAGCUUCAAAAGGGAAUUUUCUGACGUUUCUGGUCACCAGGUGGAUAUACUCUACAAACUUUUUAAACGCCGGCCAAGGGUUCACAAACAGAAAACACACGCGGAUGUCAACAGUCUUGUUCCUUAUGGAGAGCGACCAGGAUCUGGCAAGUUAAAUAAGGAAAACUUUACCCAGCUAAUGAAAUCCAUGGAUGAGUUGGACAGUAUCAAUAACAUGCCAGAAGGCUUGGACCCCACAGUCUGGGAACAUUUCUGCAUAACCAGACGAGCAAAAGUGGAAAAUGAAUACAAAGUGAAACAGAAGGCCGCUGGCCUCCAGGAAAUGACGACCUUUCUCCGGAAAAGACUGGAGGACGAUGAGGCCGUGCAGCGUGAGAUCGAAAGAGUGUUCCAGGAGCUCCUCCGAUUACAGGAUGAGAAAGUGAAAUUCCAGGUGAAUUUAACCAUACAAAUUCUUCUUAAACAAGGACAAGUAGAACUGGAGAAUUUCCAGUUGAUUCUGGAAUAUUCUGAUGCAAUUCUCAUCAAUAAGAACAUAAUUGAAGACUUGAAUUCUGUGAUUCGGACUCAAGGACAAAAGAAAGUUGCCAGCAUGAUGGAAAGUAAAGAAGUCCACAAAGGAAUCUAUCAGAUUGAAUGGGAACACAAGAAAAUGGAGAUGGAGAUGGAGGAUCUAAACCAGAAGGCCUGGGAUAUACAGAUGCUGUUCUUCUCACGAGAUCGUCAAAAGUACCUAAAUGAACCAAACUACGAGAACGUGAUUGCUAUUCAGAUUGGAAUAAUGGAGCAAACAAUUAAUGUUAUAGAUAAGACUCACAAGAAGAAUGUACAAAACUGCAAAAAAUUACUCAAAAAAUUGGGACGAUACAGUAAUCAGAAAGAUAUAGCAAAUUACACGCUGAGCUGCAAUCUACGGGAAGAGCUGGUGGCUGUCUCCGAGAGACAAGACAUUUGCAAUGAAAUUGGGUCUACGCUGACUUGUGAAAAGAUUGCAAAAGAACGAUAUGAGAACCUGCUGAAAAAGCAGAAGCUGACCAGCAUUUCCAAACAGCAAGCUGAGCAGAUUUCAAUACUGCAGGCUGAAGUCGAAAGAUUAAGGAUGAAAACAUUCCCUGCUCUUAUUCCGAUGUAGAACACCAGCAAGAGCAGAAGGCAAACUACUUACCCCAAAAUAGUGUCACUUGGAGAAAAGCGACUUCCCUUUCUCUUGUAUCAGGGAAUUUAAGUAGGUCACCUCUUAGCUGCAUGUUUUUAAAUAAUAAAGUAAGUUUAGGUUAAUCAGUAUACAACUAUUUGUCCUGUCCUACAUAAAUAAAUGAGUAAAAUACCA